Messenger RNA from Miscanthus lutarioriparius, 1509 nucleotides. Lineage: Eukaryota; Viridiplantae; Streptophyta; Magnoliopsida; Poales; Poaceae. The record is from the annotation of a GenBank genome assembly.
AUGGCGGUCGGCGGCGACGACGACAGCAUGGAGCGGGACUUCGCCGCCAGGCUGCGCCUCGCGCAUUCGCCCUCCCCGGCCACGCCUGCCGCCGCCUCCUCCCCCACCGCCGCCGGGGGCAUCGCCUUCCGCGCGCCGCAGGAGCAGUUCACCGCCGACGACUUCGUACUCGGCAAGAUCUACGGCGUCGGCUCGUACUCCAAGGUGGUGCGGGCCAAGAAGAAGGACACGGGCCGCGUCUACGCGCUCAAGAUCAUGGACAAGAAGUUCAUCACCAAGGAGAACAAGAUCUCCUACGUCAAGAUGGAGCGCAUCGUGCUCGACCAGCUCGACCACCCGGGCGUCAUCAGGCUCUUCUUCACUUUCCAGGACACAUACUCCCUCUACAUGGCGCUCGAGUCGUGCGAAGGCGGGGAGUUGUUCGACCAAAUUGUCCGGAAAGGUCGUCUCUCUGAGGACGAUGCACGGUUUUAUGCUGCUGAAAUCGUCGAUAUACUGGAGUAUUUGCAUAGCGUCGGCUUAAUUCAUCGGGACGUCAAGCCAGAAAAUCUACUGCUUACUUCUGAUGGCCACAUCAAGAUUGCUGACUUUGGUAGUGUCAAGCCUACAAGGGAUACUCCAAUCAAAGUUCUCCCAAAUUCAACUAAUGAAAGGGCCUGUACAUUUGUUGGAACCGCCGCAUAUGUACCACCUGAGGUCCUGAACUCUGCACCAGCAACCUGUGGAAAUGAUUUAUGGGCAUUGGGAUGCACGCUGUACCAAAUGCUUUCUGGUUCUUCGCCGUUUAAAGAUGCCAGUGAGUGGUUAAUUUUCCAGAGAAUCAUUGCAAGGGACCUCAAAUUUCCAGAGUAUUUUUCAGCUGAAGCAAGAGAUCUUAUUGACAAAUUGCUGGAUGUUGAUCCAAGCAAAAGGCCAGGUGCAGGACCUGAUGGUUAUUCUUCCUUGAAGGAGCAUCCUUUCUUCAGAGGCAUAGACUGGAAGAACCUGAGGAAGACACGACCACCUAAGCUCGCAAUCGAUGCAUAUGCAAAUGAAGAUGAAGAUGGCCAGGAUUCAAAUUGGUUGGCACACAUGGGAGGUGCAGCAGUCAACCAACAGUCAAACACUGUUGGUAAUAAUGGUGCCCCAUCAUCAUCUGAAGUGCGCUCCCAUAUAUCUAAAUUAGCUUCCAUCGACUCCUUCGACUCAAAAUGGCAAGAAUUCCUGGACCCUGGUGAGUCUGUAGUCUUGAUAUCAAAGCUGAAGAAGAUUAAUAAGCUAGCAAACAAGAAGGUCCAGUUGAUCCUCACUGACAAACCUCAAUUGAUCUGUGUUGACCCUUCAAAAAUGGUGGCCAAGGGAAACAUUAUUUGGUCUGAUGAUCCAAGUGAACUUAGUGUGCAAGUAUCAGAUUCUUCACAUUUUAGAAUAUGCACGCCAAAGAAGGUGUCAACGUUUGAGGAUGCGAAACAGCGUGCCUGGCAAUGGAAGAAGGCAAUUGAAGACCUCCAACGCAGCCAAAGGAAUUGA